This is a messenger RNA of Argiope bruennichi, 2937 nucleotides long. RefSeq lists its product as uncharacterized. The record is from RefSeq and is a predicted model, not a curated record. Lineage: Eukaryota; Metazoa; Arthropoda; Arachnida; Araneae; Araneidae. Bases 1 to 2937 code for a protein of 978 amino acids. The transcript is spliced from 2 exons.
AUGAAUUACAAGGCCAAAAGGAGAGAGUAUUUACAACACUCACUGUUCGGUGGUUCCAAUACCUCAACCUGCCAACAUGAUGUAUAUAUGAUAUAUUUGUCAAGCGUUUCCGAGGAGUAUAGCUGCCAUUUUGAAGUGCUCGGACAGGAAGUGAUUUGUGACUCAAUAUUGUCUAGAAAACGAGGGUCACAUUUUAAAGAACUUAGAGAUUACAACAUUCAUUUGGCAGAAGAUUUGGAUGGUCCGAUUGAAAUUCUCAUAGGAGCUGAUGUUGCAGGAAAGCUGAUUACCGGAAACCAUCUCCAACUGAAAAAUGGAAUCACUGCCAUUGAAACAAAGCUAGGUUGGACGGUUAUAGGACGUGCCAAUAGUGAGAAUACAAGCUUAUUAAUCACUUCAAUGCUCACGACAAGUGCUUGCAUAACAGAUUUGUGGACUCUUGACUCUCUUGGUAUCACAGACCCAUCUGAAAAGAAGACGGCGAUUGAAUUACAAGAAGCAGCGAGGCAGCAUUUCUUAGACACAGUUAAAAUAGAGAACAAUAGGUAUAUUGUGAGUUUACCUUGGAUUGAAGAUCAUCUUCCACUUCCUGACAAUUUUGAACUUUCUGAGAAGAGAUUACACAAAGUUGUAAAGAGACUUAAAACCGAAGGACUGUUCGAAGCCUAUGGAGCAGUAUUUAAAGAGUGGUUGGAAGAAGAUAUCAUAGAAGAAGUGACUAAAGACGAGGUUAAUCUCCCUGCACAUUAUUUACCACACCGUCCUGUUUUGAAGCAGAAUAGUACCACCAAAAUCAGACCUGUAUUCGAUGCUUCCGCCAGACAGAAAGGUGCCCCUUGCCUCAAUGACUGUUUAGAAACUGGAGUUAAUUUGAUUGAAUUGAUACCAAAUAUCUUAUAUCGUUUUCGGUUGGAAAAAAUUGGAGUUAUUGCUGAUAUUCGCAAGGCCUUUUUGCAAGUUUGUCUGUCACCUUCAGAUAAAGAUUUUUUGCGUUUUCUGUGGAUUGGAGAAGAUGGUAAAUUGAAGUACUUUAGACAUUGUCGUGUAGUUUUUGGUGUGUCAUGCAGUCCCUUUUUGCUUGGAAUUGUUAUUAUGCACCACUUGCAAGAGGUCUUAAACCAUCAAGAUAAGAAAUAUCCAGAGAGGAUGGUAAAAUUAUUAAUGCAGAGUUUUUAUGUGGAUAAUUGUGUGACAAGUGUGCCAAACGAGAAAGAGCUUGAACUCUUCAUUGUGGUUGCGACCAAUGUCAUGGCUGAGAGAUGUUUUCAACUAAGAGGCUGGGAAAGCACAUGUUUAAAGGAUAGAAGCGCUCCUGUCACGAAUGUUUUAGGAUUACAGUGGGACAAAGGUCUGGAUACUUUGGGUAUAAAUAUGAACAGCCUGAAGGAACUUUGUGUAGAGAAUGUGACGAAGAAAACUAUUCUAUCUGCAGCUCAUCGUAUCUUCGAUCCUAUUGGUGCAACUUGUCCUGUUGCAUUGUUUCCAAAACUUCUGCUACAGAAAACUUGGGAGCGAAAAUUGAAUUGGGAGGAAGAAGUGGACUCCAAUACUAGAGAAGAGUUUCUGAAGUGGAUGAGAGACAUAUUUCAUCUCGAAAAGGUGCAAAUUCCUCGACAUUUAAAAACUGGUGAUGCGAAUGAGAAAUGUUCCUUGCAUUUUUUCAGUGAUGCGAGCAUGUAUGCUUAUGCAGCAGUAGCUUUUCUUCGAGUUGAGACGAGUGAGUAUGUCAAAGUUCAGUUGUUAAGUGCUAAAGCCAGAGUUUCCCCAACGGGAAAGAAGAAGACCACUAUUGAAAGACUAGAGUUAUUGGCUGCUACAAUCACUGCACGCCUUGCCUCAUCUAUCACAAAAGAGAUCCCACAUGAAAAAAUCUAUUUGUGGUCCGAUUCAACGACAGUGAUAACUUGGAUAAAAAGAGAAGAUGCUUGGAGUACCUUCGUACAAAACCGUGUUGUUGAAAUCAGAACUUUGACUUCCAAAGAAAAUUGGAGACAUGUGCCUGGUUCAUUUAAUCCUGCCGAUCUUCCAAGUAGAGGUUGUUCUGCCAAGAAACUAGUGCAGUCCAAAUGGUGGGAGGGCCCUGAUUGGCUAUAUUUACCUGCUGAUCAAUGGCCAUUCUCAGAUGUAGUAGUCAAUGAAGAUGAAGUGCUGAAGGAACGAAAGAAAACUCUUGUGUCUACCCCGACUGCCUGUUUGAGUGCUCACGCCAUCGAAAACGUGAACACGGAAGAGCCUGAUUGGUACUAUAGUUACUUUUCCCAAUAUGAGAAAAUUGUGCGUAUGAUCGGCUGGAUAUUGAGAUUUUUUAGAAACUGCAAAAAACCAAAAGAAUUGAGAAAAUGUGAUAUUCUGGAUGCAGAGGACUUUGAAGAAGCGGAGAAAAUAGUAAUAAAGAUCAUUCAAAGUGAAGCAUUCAUUAACGAAAAAGACGAGAAAUUGAAAACUUUAAGAGUUUACAAAGAUGAGGAUGGCAUCAUCAGAUUGAGAACAAAAAUUGAGUAUCGUGAAGACAGCCAUUCUUUUCGAAGACCUGUAGUCCUUCCUUCUCAACACCAUGUUGUGAAACUUUUAAUAGUUUCUUUUCACAAUAGACAUGGACAUGUGGGGACUCAAAUGCUACUUAACCUGCUGAGAGAACAUUUUUGGAUCUUAAAUGGCCGAAAAACUGUGCGAUCGAUCAUCUCAAAAUGUGUUAUCUGCAAGAGGCAUUCUGGAAAAAAUUUAGAUGCAGAGCCAGCCCCAAUUACCAAAGAUCGAAUCAGAGACACUGCUGUAUUCGAAAUUGUAGGAGUGGACUUAGCUGGCCCAUUGUACUUGAAAGAUGAGAAAAAGACUUGGACUGGAACCGGAUCGUUGAGAACGGAGCAAUACAUCGCAUUAAAUGGAAAUUUAACCCCCCUACUGCAUCCUGGUGGGGAGGUUGGUGGGAGAGGUUGA